AUGGUACCUAGAUUGACGACUGCACUCCUUGCGCUGUUGCCGCUCGCGGCAGCAUGGCCACAAGUCAUGGAGAUGAACGACAGAAUGAAGAAGCGGGAAGAACCUGGUCCACGCGCGCCAGUCUUCAAAUCCGGGCGUCCCAAUACUGGGCUACCCGCGCUCACAUUCAAUGCUCAAGAACAAUUCAUCAAUGUCACACAAGGCAGUGGACAUGAGUUUGUCUCGCCUGGGUCCGGAGAUAUCAGGGGCCAAUGUCCUGGAUUGAAUGCUGCUGCCAAUCAUGGUUUCUUACCGCGGAACGGCAUUGUGAGCACAGAGCAAACCAUAUCUGGACUCGGGGAGCUGUACAGCAUGUCUCCAGACCUCGCAUUGUUCCUCGCUGUGGUUUCAACUGCUUUGGCAGGCGAUCCAGUGACCGGACAAUGGUCGAUUGGUGGAGCAUUUCCUGCAACACUACCAAUUUUCCCUGCUACAGGUAUCGCUGGCACGCACAACCAGUACGAAGGCGAUGCUUCUAUUGUCAGGGGUGAUGCCUACCUUAAUGGUGGUAGGGUGGGUGUCUUCCAGAUGCGAUCAUGGGAGCACUUGUACAGUCUAGCCGAGGAAUAUACUCUGGACGACGUCGCUGCUCAAUCCGAUUAUAAUACGCGAUGGAGUGUCGCAAACAACCCGUAUUACUUCUCGGGUCCAUUCUCUGGCAUGGUUGCUCCUGCUGCUCACAACUUCGUCAUCCAUUUCAUGUCGAACCACAGCGCUGAAAAGCCAGGCGGCACUUUGACACGCGAGGUUCUCAAAUCUUUCUUUGCAGUUACUGGGGAUGGACCCGGCAACUUUGUCCACAACCGAGGCCAGGAACGCAUUCCAGACAACUGGUACAAACGACCCUUUGCGAACGCUUACAAUAUACCCGAGGUUCUAGUAGAUGUUCAGGUUAUGAACGCUAUGUACCCCGGUAUCGUGCGCGUUGGUGGAAAUACAGGUACAACCAACUCUUUCACAGGUGUCAACUUGGGAGACUUAACCGGUGGUGUUUUCAACGCAGGCAGCCUCGCAGAGGGAAAUAAUGGUGCCUGCUUCCUCUUGCAGGCGUCGUUGGCAGGACUACCCGACAUAUCCAAUCCACUACUGGGCGCCGUUGGUUCAGUUCUUGGCUGGGCGAAGCAGCAGCUGGGCCCAUUGAGUUCGCAAUUUGGCUGCCCGCAGCUCGCCAACUUUGACAACCAGUUAUUCACCCCGUACCCUGGUUACGGCUACAAGACCUCUGGACUCAGAGUUUAG
Molecule: messenger RNA, 1278 nt
Organism: Parastagonospora nodorum SN15
Lineage: Eukaryota; Fungi; Ascomycota; Dothideomycetes; Pleosporales; Phaeosphaeriaceae
Exons: 4
Coding region: 1-1278 (425 amino acids)
Molecular function (GO): peroxidase activity
Source: RefSeq, a predicted model, not a curated record